This is a messenger RNA of Dacryopinax primogenitus, 5964 nucleotides long. RefSeq lists its product as uncharacterized. Bases 1 to 5964 code for a protein of 1987 amino acids. NCBI's taxonomy places the organism in Eukaryota, Fungi, Basidiomycota, Dacrymycetes, Dacrymycetales, Dacrymycetaceae. The transcript is spliced from 16 exons. Gene Ontology annotation, molecular function: actin binding; guanyl-nucleotide exchange factor activity; calcium ion binding. Gene Ontology annotation, biological process: positive regulation of Rho protein signal transduction; intracellular signal transduction. The record is from RefSeq and is a predicted model, not a curated record.
AUGGCUUGGAAUCCCCCUCGUCAGAACUAUGGUCAACCGUACAUUCACCCCAACAUCCCUCUCCAACCUCCUCAGCCGUAUCUCCGUCCUUCUCCAUCUCCGAUGGUUCUCUCACAGCCUGCUGGAUUCCCCAUGCAAGGCGGUAUGGGAGUAGGCGGGUUGAGCGCCCAACCUACUGGUUUCCCAGGCGGAAGGCUCAUGCCCCAGCCUACUGGAUUCCCAGGCACUGUGGACCCUAGACUGCUCACGAUGGCGAAUACGUUCAUGCCUGCAAACCCUUCUGCACCAUACACCGGUCAAGGCCCUCAAGGUCUCUCCCUCCCCCCAGCGCUUCCAACCUCCUUCGCUGCCCCCGCUCUCCCCCAGCUGCCGCAGCCCACAGGAGCUCCACAAGCAGCGAAACCCACUUCCUGGGCCCUGACACGCGAAGAAAAGAAACAGUACGACUCUAUCUUCCGCGCAUGGGACACGUCCAACACCGGGUUCAUCGAUGGGUCGACCGCCCUCGAAGUGUUUGGCCAGAGUGGGCUGAGCAGGGACGAGCUGGCCCAGAUUUGGACCCUUGCGGAUGCGGAUAAUAAGGGAAGAUUGGAUCUCGGCGAAUUUCAUGUUGCUAUGGGGCUCAUCUACAGACGGCUCAAUGGUGCACCUGUACCUCAGACACUGCCGCAAGAACUCGUGCCCCCCUCGUCAAGGGACCUGAACUCCUCCGUAGACUUCCUUAAAGACCUCCUUCGUACCGACACGCGCUCCGCUACUCCCCCUUCUUCUUCUCCUGGAACCCAGCCAACGUCCUACGCCAAAACGCGUUCCUUGUAUUCCUCUGCCACUCCGGCGGCGCGCAAGGACGCGACAGUGUAUAAACACGAUGACGACGAUUCUCGGGGAUACGCGAGCAAUAAGCGGCAUAUUGACCGCCGUGCCGUACGCUUUUCGGGUGAAGAGCCCGGCGAAGGGAGGCGCGAAGACCUCGGAGUUAUGCGUCGCGAGCUGGAGGAAGCGGGGCGCGCUCUGGAGCGCAGUUCCCAGGUAGAUAGGGAGGACGAAGUGCUCGAUAAAGAGCUUGAUGACCUGCGCUGGCGCGUCAGGAGAGUCAAGGACGACCUGGACUUCGCCCAGCGCCGAGGUUCGUCUUCGACUGCGGAAGAGAAGAGGAGACUGGAAAGAGAACUCUGGGGACUGGUGCAUGAGAAGAUCCCCGAGGUGGAGCAGAAGGUCGAGGAGAGGGAGAGGAGGAGGAAGAGGGAUGAGAGAGAUUGGGUCGAGAGACGGGAUGGGAGGAACGAUCGGAAUGCUGGGAGAGGGUUCGAGAGGGGGACGUUUGAUGAGAGGGAUAGAGAGGACAGGGGCAGGGACAGAGACAGGGAUCGGGAGUACGAUGAUCGUGACCGCGAACGCGACAGAGAGAGGGACAGGGAUAGGGGAUACGACCGUGACCGAGAAAGGGACAGGGAGUAUGACCGUGACCGCGACCGUGAUCGUGCCCCCGACCGAGAACGGGACUACGACCGGGAUCGCGAUCGCGACCGUCCCCGAUCCCGUGGAGAAACGCGUUCCCCCGCUCCUCCCCCUUCUGCGCCUGCACCCGCUCUCGCACCCCCUCCCCAGGCACCAGCGAGGACGCCUACCCCUGUCGCCAACACCCGGAGCAUGACGCCCUCUGAACGAUCCGCGUUCCUGAAAGCCGAAGCGCAGCGCAAGAUCCUGGAACGACAGCGCGCGCUUGGGCUUGCGCCGUCCCCUUCCCCUCAGACGGACACGGCCAGCGCCCCUGCAGGUGUAGGGACGGGCGGGGUGGACGAGGAAGUAGAAAAGAGGCUGGAGGAGGAGAAGCGGGAGAAAGAGGAGAGGGGUCGGAGGGGGGAGAGGGAGGCUGAAGAGAGGGAACGUGUCAGGAGAGAGAGGAUUGAGCGCGAGCGAGGGGCUGCCCCUCCUCCUCCUGCGGCACCUGCUCCUGCCGCUCCCCCUGCGCCGACACCCCCUUCGCUAGGAACGGCAGGGGCAAAACCGCCAGCCCCGAAGCCGAAAGGCAGGGCCGCCCCGCCUCCGCCGCCGUUGCGCAAGCCUGUUGUUCCUGUGCCUUCCCCUCGGCCUGUAGUAGCUGCCCCUCCACCCCCUGCGCCCGUGCCUGUUCCUCGCACCCCUGCUUCCGCACCAGCGGCGCCCACUCCUCCUGUCUCUCUACUUGGACCGGGACGGGAGGACCCGGAAGAGAAGGCUCUGCGCGAGAGGGAGGAAGCGCUCAAGGCUUCGCGGGCGGCGAGGCAGGCUAGGGAGGAGAGGAUGCGGGAGCUUGAGCGAGCGGAGAGGGAGGAGCGGGAGGCGGAAGAGAGAGAGCAAAAGGAGCGACAGGAUCGGCAGCGGAAAGACCGGGAGCUGCAGGAACAGCAGCAACGGAAAGACCGAGAGCUGCAGCUGAAGAAAGAAAGAGAGGAAAGGAUGGCGCUCCUUGAGAGAGAGGAGAGGGAGGAACGGGAGGCCGCGGAGGCCCAGGAGAAACGGGAGAGAGAGAGGAGGGAGAGGACCCCCAGGCCUUCUGAGCCUACACCUCCCGCUCCCCCUGCUCCUGCUCCACCUGCACCUCCGGCGCCCGUCGCUCCUGUACCUGUGGCGCAGAAUGGCAACGCCGCACCCCUGAGGCAUAACCCGUUCCGCAAGGAUACAGUGUUGGUCGUACCUACCCCUCCUCCUGCGCCUGCUGUUCCUGCGGUUACGACCCCCGGAGGCGGCAACAACCCCUUCUUCAAAGCCGGCGCCGGGGGCGCCGGAGCCGCUGCUCCCACCCCUGUUGCCGCCGCCCCUCGCCCGGUAUUCAACACCGCUCCCUCAGACAGCGACUGGGGCUCGAUCAAGGAGAAGUCCGAUUCGGAAGACAGCUCAGACGACGAAUAUACUGCUAAUAGGAAUACGCGUGCCGUGCUCGCUAAACAAUUGUUUGGGGGGAUCAUGCCUGCUCGACCUACGAGUGGGCAGUCCGGCGGCAGGGAGAGCACGCCGACCAGUCCGGCUAUGUCUGCUCCUCCCCCUCCUGCUCCGCCUUUGGCUCCCCCACCGCCGGCACGAGCGAUGGCAGCGGGCAUCGCUGCUCCCGUCCCUGCCCCUGCAGGCCCUGGAGACCUCAGCGCGCUCUUGACGGGUAUCCAGGCGGGAACGAAGCUCCGGAAGACGGUGACGAAUGACCGUUCCGGUCCUGCAUCUGGCGGCAGGGUGAUAGGGGAUGCCGGUGUACCGGAGUAUAUUGCGCAUCCUGUGCCUGUGCCUGAGGCGCUCGAGCCUUCCUACCCUUCGCCGGCUAUUCGUGUUUCUCCGGAACCCUUGUCGGGUCUGGAAGAACAUCAAGAGAUGACUCCCCGGUCCCUCAACAGACAAAGUGUGGACUGGUAUGCCGGUCUAGCGGCUGAUCACGCAGGCGCCAGCGUAUCCCCUAGCGUGCCGAGCGUGGCUGAAGCGGAUGAGGACAACGCGGAUGCCGAGUCUGAGCCGAUGACAGCUAGGACCGUCGUGCCAGAAAUCCAGAUUGGGGAGCAUGAGGAGGUGCAGGAGGCUGGGCUGCUGGAUGAUGUGGAUAUGAGCAAAGAUGUUUGUGUCAGGACGCUGUAUGCUUAUCAGGGUCAGAGGGAUGCGGAUCUCACCUUCCAGGAAAACUUUGUCAUCGCUGCCCACCCGGCCAAGGCUGGUGGCGACUGGUGGUAUGGUGAGGUUGCCACCACGGGCGCUUUGGGAUUCUUCCCCCGCAGCUAUGUGGAAGAGAUGUCCAACAUCGUCGCUGCCAAGGCCCUGUACGCGUAUGAAGGUUCGACGCCGGAAGAGCUGAACUUCGCUGAAGGUGAUCAUAUCACCGUCGUCGACCGCUCGGACGGAAACUGGUGGAAAGCAGAGCAGGGUGGGGUCAUCUUCAACGUCCCUGCGGCGUAUUUGGAAGUACAAGGUGCGAAACUCGCCUCCGCCCUUUCCGCGGAAGACGAGGUCAUCCUAGAAUUCGAAGAAGCUGAGGACCACGACGCGGAGGGUACAGCAAAGCUUCCGAAGGAUCACGGGCCGGGCCGCGUGGAAAAUGACGUUUCACGGCGUGGUGUUGAUCCUUCCCCAGAACUCUCAUCCACCACUAGCGCGAUGGCCGUCGGUCUCGGCUUGGCGCCGCCUACUCCAUCCUCCUCAGUCUUCAGUCCUUUCCCUUCUUCGCCUGGCCCUAGUUCCGAGGCCGUCCCGGAUGAUGAGGAGUCAUCCUCAUCCGACGACGAGUAUCUGUCGUUCGAGAGCGAGGAGAACGAAGAACACGAGGACGGCCACGAGGAUAAAGAGUAUCGCGAGGCCAAGCGGCUAGCAGAACAAAAGGCGCGAGAGAUUGAGAGACAACGCGUCAUGGAAGCCGCUGGCCUCGUCGUCAAGACUGACACUCACAGAAAGCCUCCACCCCCCCCUGUUCGCCGAAUGAGUCGGAGACAUCGUCCUCCCCAUCUCACCAAUGUUGCUGACUUGCAAAAAUUGCAGACGGUCCCGGAACUGAAUAGAAACAAGCCAUUGCCCAUUCCCUCGAUCCCCACAUCACCGACUCCUCAGUCGCCAGCUGUUCGGUAUGUUGACGAUGCCUUCCAGCGGUAUGAAGAAUUCAGACAGCGUCAACCCCGCAAUCGUCAAUCUAUGGCUUCCACUAUCUCCCUGGAGACGAUGCCCACACCGUCGUCUCCCGGAUUCACUCCCUUGUCUCCCGUGCUUACAGUCGGAUCCGUUAAUUCCAUAGGCUCCGCCACCUCUCAGCAUGCUGCUUCUCGCUCCGAUGAUCUCCGCUCCAGCUGGGCAAGCUUCUUGAACAAGAUCAAACCGGGGUCUGCGGGUCUAGGAGAGCUCAGACCUCCGCCGAUUAUCAGUGGGCCCAUCAGCGCUCCCAUUUCGGGGGCGGCAUCAAGGGAAAAUAGCCCUGCUUUUGGCACGACUUGGUCCACACUUGUCUCCAAGGAAGCCUUGGAGGGUAUGCCGGACCGCGAGAGGAAGCGGCAAGAAGCCAUUUUCGAACUUAUCAAUACUGAAGACACCUACGUUCGUGACUUGCAACUUAUUGUCGAAAUCUUCUACAAGAGCAUCAUCGAGUAUCUGGACCAGAAAUCCGGCAAGCUCAUAUUUGAUAACAUUGAGGACAUACUGCUUUGUAACUCAACGUUCCUGAGCUCUCUGGAAGAGAGACAAAAGCAGUGUCGUCUUUAUGUCGAUGUUAUUGGCGACAUCCUCGAAGAGUACAUGGCCAACAUGGUCAUCUACGAGUCUUAUUGUGUCAAUCAAGCCCCUGCCUCCCGCGUCCUCCAGCGGCUUCGAGAAACAAAUAAACCCCUUGGUGAACAUCUCGACCAACUUCGAAUCGAUCCCGACGUACGAGGAUUAGACUUGUCCUCGUAUCUUCUUGAGCCAAUGCAGCGAAUAACCCGUUAUCCUCUCCUCCUGCGACAGGUGCUGCAUUAUACAGAGGGGGUUGACGCACCUGCUAUCCAGCGGGCGCUGGAUACCGCUACUGCGAUUCUCGACACUAUUAACGAGAGUAUCAGAGAGCGUGAAGGGGAGGAACGACUGGCUGCUGUCUCGAAAGACCUAUGGAUCGGCAACGGGCAACUGAUUCUCAACUCUGAUACUCGGUACAUGGGGCACAGGCGGCUCCUGAAAGAAGGGACACUAUAUAAGGCCAAGAGCGGCAGACGAUUGCAGGUAUUCUUAUGUUCAGACAUUCUCGUGAUGACAACCGAUUCCCCUAUGACCCUCUACCGCAUGCCCAUACCCCUAUCAGAACUAUCCGUGAAAGACAUGCCUAGCCGCGAUGAUUCCCACUUCCAGCUUGUGCUGGCAUACCCACGGGGUGGAGAAUCAGUCGGCCUGCGUGCCGCAUCGCCUAGAGAAUGUCAUUCAUGGAUGAAGGCGCUCAAUGAUGCCGUACAGGCAUGCAGCAGAGCGGAGAAGAGAGCCUCUCGGAGGAGAUAG